AGCUGUCACUGCGAGGGAAAGGGGGGCACUACAGUCGCCGCUAUAUGCUUGUAAACGAAUGUUUAUGAUUGGCUGUGGAGCACUUUACUGAGAGACAGAUUGAUUUAGCUACAUUAGCUAGCUAUUUAUUUGAAUGGGUAGCAAAUACUUUUCUGUAGUUUUAAUUCUAGCAACUGGCAGAGCGUUAGUGUAAUUCAGAGUUCAGAUAGGUAGCUAGUUGCCUGGAGAAUUGCUUGUAAGAUCGCUUUAUUUGAAUAGUCUAUUCUGAAAAAGGGUUCAGCAGUUUGGAAGUUGUUUGCACAGACAGUAACUUACACUGACGUUCAUUAUAUAUCGAGGAUAUUUUUUUCAUAGUAAAGCAGACACGCACACACAGCUUGUUGGUUUCUUAACGUUUGUUAAAAUUUGUAACUAACUUGCUGACUGAGACUGUCAGGGUAGUUAUCUGGCUAUUAUAUGAUUGCUUGUUAUCAAGCUUUACAGUAUACUGCAUAGGUACGUCUGGUUAAGGUUAGUUGAGUAUAACGACAAAUCACUAAUAAUUAACCAACCGAUAUCGGCUAUCGGAGAGAGAAGUUAAUAUUAACUAGUUGGCUAGCUUGGUAGCUAUAUUGCUAUCAGAUUUGUUUAGCAGUGAAAGUCAUCGCGCAACUAGCAGCAACACAUUGUCUUUUGGAGAGGAUAUCGUAUGCGCAGUCUAGGCACUGACUUCGUUUGUAUUUCAUAGCCGGCGAUUUAAAGACCACUUUGAGCUUUAUUCCAGUCAAACAAACGUGUCUGCCAGUAGUUUGUAACGUUGAGCAGAAUGAAUAUCCUUGCGGAGUUUUUCGUGGUCAUUUUAAAAGUGCUCUGGGCUUUUGUGGUGGCCGGUCUUAAAUGGUUUGUGCGACCAAAAGAGAAAAGUGUUGCGGGUCAGGUGUGUGUGAUCACCGGGGCAGGCAGCGGACUCGGUCGCCUCUUUGCCAAGGAGUUUGCCCGACGACGGGCAGUACUGGUGCUCUGGGACAUCAACAGCCAAAGCAAUGAGGAGACUGCGGAGAUGGUGCGACAGAUCUACCGCGAACUGGACAGCCCAGUUCACAAAGAUGGAGCUGUGAGCGGUGUCGAGGAGGUCCCUCCGUUCCAGCCUCAGGUGUACACCUAUGUCUGCGACGUGGGCAAGCGCGAGAGCGUGUACUCGACGGCGGAGAAAGUGCGGCAAGAAGUGGGGGACAUCGACGUGCUUAUCAACAACGCCGGCGUGGUGUCCGGCCACCACCUCCUGGAGUGUCCCGACGAGCUCAUCGAGAGGACCAUGAUGGUCAACUGCCACGCACACUUCUGGACCACCAAGGCGUUUCUUCCCAAGAUGCUGGAGAUGAACCAUGGACACAUUGUGACAGUUGCCAGCUCACUGGGAUUAUUCAGCACAGCUGGCGUGGAGGAUUACUGCGCGAGCAAGUUUGGCGCAAUAGGCUUCCACGAGUCCCUCAGCCAUGAGCUAAAGGCUUCGGAGAAAGACGGGAUCAAAAUGACGCUGGUUUGCCCCUACCUGGUAGACACUGGCAUGUUCCGAGGCUGCAGAAUCAGGAAGGAGAUUGAGCCGUUCCUCCCUCCCCUGAAGCCCGAGUUCUGCGUCAAGCAGGCCAUGAGGGCCAUCCUGACCGACCAGCCCAUGAUCUGCACGCCUCGCAUCGUCUACAUGGUCAACUUCAUGAAAAGCAUUUUGCCCUUCGAGGCCAUUGUGUGCAUGUAUCGGUUUCUCGGAGCAGACAAGUGCAUGUACCCGUUCCUGGCUCAGAGGAAGCAGGCCAUGAACAACAACGAGGCCAAGAACGGGAUCUAGAGGGCGCUGUUCCCAAGUUGUACAACGGCACAUUUCCUGAACGAGGAGGAUAAGACCACUGAAGCAGCAUUAGGAAAAAGACUGAAUCUCGACUGGUGCACUUGCAUUGAGCAGAUGCAAAGGUUUACCAUAUUGUUCCUCUGGAACAAAGAAAGCUGUGUACUACACUAAGGAUUUAUUUGUAUUUGUUUAAGGUUUGUUUAAAGAAACCACCUGUCUAUAUACUGUGUUGACAAUAGUUUUGAAAUCAUACAAAAGGUAUUCAAUAAUUAACUAUUUACGUAAUGUAGUCACCAGCAUUAUUUAGUGUCUUUGUGGAAAAAUACAGUAUGUUACUGUAUGAACAGUAAAUCUUGUCACUUUGUUUUUUAUUUUUAUUUUUGUUUUUGUUUUUUUGUAGACAUGCACUGUAAUUACCGACUUAAUUUCUCCACACUGCCGACACUAUUUAUGUAGAACAGUUCCACAGCAUAGUAUUUCACUACUUCCAUUCCCAACACUGCAAGGUCCAUAACCACAGACCACAGAGGCUGCAUCUAUAGGUGGCAUCUGGCUGUCGGGUGGGGGAGGUCACCCAAAUAGCCGCCCACAUUACGACAGAUCCUGGCUCGCGUCCGACAGGUCAUUAAAUGCACUGCCAAGUGGUAAUCAUUUUUGUACUCCGGUCCUCGGCAUCAUUUGGACACGCAGCACUCCGUCUUUGUUGCUGUGCGCCUGUCAGCACAAGGACGUUCACUCUUCAGACCCUCCUUUCUCGCGUUGCUGAAGCGUUAGACUCUUUGUGUGUCUCGGGUUUGUGCUGCUCAGCUGAUUAAAUGGAAAUGCAAUCAAUAGGUCAGGGGUCAGCGCCCCACACUGAAUCCAGUUCAUAUUUGGCAGCGCACAUUGAUCAUGCUCAACAUCACUGAGAAGCUAAAAGUGGAUGCUCAGUUGGUGUAAGUCUUGGAUGUACAGUUGGAUUUAUUUUUGUAAACAUUCAUGUGAAAGUACUUGAGUGUCUGAA
This is a messenger RNA of Megalops cyprinoides (Indo-Pacific tarpon), 2828 nucleotides long. It is a transcript of the gene rdh10a, whose product is annotated as retinol dehydrogenase 10a. Bases 806 to 1825 code for a protein of 339 amino acids. Gene Ontology annotation, cellular component: lipid droplet. Lineage: Eukaryota; Metazoa; Chordata; Actinopteri; Elopiformes; Megalopidae. The transcript is spliced from 6 exons. The record is from RefSeq and is a predicted model, not a curated record. Gene Ontology annotation, molecular function: oxidoreductase activity, acting on the CH-OH group of donors, NAD or NADP as acceptor.